CCUCACACACACACUGUUUGGCAGAUUGUAGCGGAGUGUGUGAGAAGUGGAGGCGCUCAGUAUCAGCCCGUCCGGUGGACUCCGCUCCUGGAAUUAGAUGUCGGUACCGCCCGCGCUCCAUGAGGAGAGUGUCCGUGCCGGUGGAAGCCGUCAGCGCUGAGCUGUAGCCUGGGCUAUGGGAGAGGAGCGGCUGAAAGUUUUCUGGAGCUAUUGGGAGAAACCCCCACCUGGACCGCUCUCCCCCCUGAGAGCCCGCCGCCCCCUCCUCAGCUGAGAGCCGCACACAGCCGGGGACACGCCGCGCCUUCCGGAUGCCUCUGUCCAAGAUGCCCGGCUGGGUUAUCCUACCCAUCACCCUGCCCGCCUUCACCAUCACCGGCAUGUGGAUCGUGUAUGCCAUGGCAUUAUCAAACAACCACAUAUGCCCUGUCUCUAACUGGGUUUACAAUCACACCUGUGACACGCUGAAUGAUGGGACCUGCUGCACUUUAGAUCACAUCCCCCUUGUGAGCAAAUGUGGUAACCUUCCACCAGAGAGCUGCUUCUUCAGUCUCAUAUGCAGUCUAGGCUCAUUCAUGGUGAUGGUCAUUGGAUUGCUGAGAUAUGCCUUUGUCAUUGAACGAUAUGGUCCCUCCCUGCUGAACACUGUAGCUUUUGUGUUGGGUUGGAUUUGUGCUGCUGGACUCACCAUGGUUGGUAAUUUUCAGGUUGAUCACGCCAAAGUUCUGCACUACAUAGGAGCAGGAGUUGCCUUUCCAACUAGUAUGAUGUUCAUUUGUUUUCAGUCUAUCCUGACAUACCGCAUGGCACACACUUACUGGAACUGGUGGGCAGGACAUGUACGCUGUCUUCUUACAUUAUUCGGACUGGUCAUUUUAGUGCUCAGUGGUGUCUUCUUCAUCCAGGAAGGCUUUGUGCUACAACACUUGGCUGCUCUCUGUGAAUGGACUUUUAUAAUAAAUGUUCUUGUCUACUAUGGAACUUUUGCCUUUGAAUUUGGGGCAAUCACCACAGAUACAUUCCUGGUGCUCCUCAAGGCAAGCCGGGCCCCAAAGAGUUAUAAGUCAGGAACCAGCACUCCAGCCACACCUCAUGCUCAUAGCACUUCUGAGAAUUUGGCUAUGAUCUGACUGUACCAGAGUGCUAACACGGACAUCACAUGCAAUCCCUGAGCCGCCUUAUGAUCCUGAACAACAUCAGAACACUUUGCUGUGCAAUGGAGGCUCAAUAUUAUAGAGGGCGGAUCACGUGACCAAAAUUUUUUUUUUUUUUUAAAGAUUAGAAAGAAAAAGUUGAUUUGUUUUAUGUUGACUGUUAUGAUUUUGGUGAAUAAGUCUAAGAUACAUUAUAUGUACAGGGCAUUAAUGAAUAAGCCAUAAAAUUGUAUAUUUUUAUAUAGCGCAUUUCUAUAGUCAAGUCACCACAAAGAAUAUCCUAGGCUAAAAUUUGUGUCAAGUACACAAUAUGCCUAUUACAGAAUAUGAAAUAUAUUACAUAAGUGGUGCACUGGUAAAGAAAACUAGAGCUUGGUAUUGGCAAUUAUAGUUUGCUUUUACAAGAAUAUCACCUACGGGGCCUUAUAAAUGGUAACAGGGAAUUUUGGAGGAGCUCCAGUCUGGGCAAAAAUAAAUUAAGUCAGCAGCUACAAAUACUGUAGCUGCUGACUUUUAAUAUUGGAAUACUUACCUGUCCAGGGAUCCAAUGAUGUUGGCACCCUGAGUUGAUUCACCAAUUGGCUUAGGGUACAGGCGCCGUCAUCUUCACUAAGGGAAACCAGCAAUGAAGCCUUCAGACUUGAUUGUGGUUUCUUAUUGCGCAUCUACGAGUCACACUGCGCUUUCUGAAUGGUCCUGUCGAAUUCUGGGACCUGUGUGUGUCCCAGAAGGUAGUGGGAGGAAGGAGGAGGGGCCGGAAGUACUUGGAGAUCGUCGCAGUGAUCUUACCCGGAAGUGGAAGCGGAUACCUGUCAAUACCAGGUACCUGCUUCUCCCAAAAAAUUGCCAAAUGUGGCAGUGGAGGGGGGGGGGGGUCGAACAAACAAAUUGUCCCCUUUUCAGUGUAGCUCUGCUUUAAGUCCUUGGAGGGAGCAGUGUAGCACAUUUUGCCUUAACGAGACUUAUCUGAAGCUACUUUUCUUGCUGGAAGUCUGUUUAGCACAUUUUACAACUAAUAUUACAGAAAAAAGCAACUGUACUCCAAUGUUAACCUAAAUCUAUUAUACUAAGUCUGCUGAAGCAGUGGGGCUCAUUCCAUCUAAAAUCUGAUUGUUCUCUUCAAAAGAAAUAGCAUGGUCAGGUACAUAGGCCAGCACUGAAAGAUCCUGGAGCAACUUUUUCAGCAAGAAAAGUAUUAAAGUCCUCCCUUUACUAUCUAUGCAUCCCAUCAGUACUGUUAAUAUCACAUUUGAGAAUCACACUCGGUUAUAGUUCCUGUACGUCAAAACAAAAUGCCUUAUUAACCAUUCAAUCUAAUAACAUUCAUCGCCUAUAUUCAUCCAGGUACCAAAUUAUGCUGUUUUUGUGACGGCCAUAUGAGUACUACUACAAUUACUUCAUAAAUGCACUGCCGUCCUUUGUAUCAACAUGGUACAUGUGUGGACAGAUACGACUUCUCAGUUUAAGAUAAUUUAAUGCCUGAUGCAUUGUGCUUCAAUUCACUUAUCAGAUUUAUUUUGUUUUGGAUAGGGUUUAGAAGGGUUACGUCAGGUUUUACAUGCUGCCUGUGUACGCACUGAGAUUUUUAGUCAGAUCUGAAAGUUCUCAUGUGUCCACAUAGAUAUGACUUCUCUUCCUGAGACGGUCACUUAAACAGUAGUUAAUCGUGCUCAAGGUUCUAACCUUUCCUCCCUCUGCUCUGCUUGUCUGCCCUGGAAAGGAUUAUUGCUCUUUUUAAACAGGAAUUACGGAAAAUUAGGCAUUACUACAACAACAUAGAUUCUAAUUUAGAAUUUUGAUCUGAUUUACUGAUCACUAUUGCACUUUGCACGUUAUUAAUCAAAGCCAGUUUUCCAAAGGUGCAAACAAGACCAAACCAUUUCAAUAAAAAAUAGGCAUUUUUAAUGUAGCAAAACCUA
Molecule: messenger RNA, 3073 nt
Organism: Rana temporaria (common frog)
Lineage: Eukaryota; Metazoa; Chordata; Amphibia; Anura; Ranidae
Product: transmembrane protein 150A-like
Exons: 7
Coding region: 312-1130 (272 amino acids)
Source: RefSeq, a predicted model, not a curated record